Messenger RNA from Ilyonectria robusta, 3640 nucleotides. RefSeq lists its product as uncharacterized. The record is from RefSeq and is a predicted model, not a curated record. Gene Ontology annotation, molecular function: ubiquitin protein ligase activity. Gene Ontology annotation, biological process: protein ubiquitination; ubiquitin-dependent protein catabolic process. The coding region runs from base 471 to 3377 and encodes 968 amino acids. The transcript has a single exon. Lineage: Eukaryota; Fungi; Ascomycota; Sordariomycetes; Hypocreales; Nectriaceae.
CGCCACUAACGGUCAUGGGCAAAGCGGCCCAAACCUCCACUCCGCUCCACUGGCGGACAACCACUACGGCAAGGUACCUCAGCUCGCUCAGACUCCUAAUAGCGACGCUACAGCAGGUCACCAGUGAUACUAAUCACUAAUUAGGUACCUACCCCAGGCCUGACGUGUUAGCACGUUACUGCGCACGCUACCACCUCUCCCUAUCAACAACAAACCCACUCCUCAUCGUUCCCCGUCCUCGACUCUAUCCGGCAUCGCAGGCGGCACGACGCUUCACGAUGCCUUCUCCCCAAUCCAUCGCCCACACCUCGUGAACCAUCCAACGAUUGCCACGGCCCCAGACAUCGCCUCCGGCUCGUCCAUCUGCCUGCCUCCCUACCGCAGGCAAUCAGCCCGACAUCUCAUAUUCUCUAAUUCCCAGCUCCCCACCUCGCCGCCGAAGAUCCGAACCAACCCCGUCCAACAGGGCCAUGGCCGUCGGGCUCGUGCCGUCAACACCGCCCUCGCCGAGCUUCGCCAACGCCCACGUCAACGCCAGCUCUAUUGCCAUCUCCAGCUCGUGGUACAAUCUCUCCGCCUGGUCCGUCAACGUGACCCGCUAUGCGCCGCUUCUCGAAGACCUUGUCUGGGCCGGCCCCCGAAUCGUCAAGAAGCUAGGCUCCUACAUCGCCCUGCCCGAUACUCUCGACUCCCCCGUCAACCACUACGCCCCCGAGGCUACGGAAGCCGCUGCCCUCCUACUCGAUCCUGCCCCCGGCUUGCAGAAUAUCAUGGAACCCCUCAUCGCCUCAACUGGCGGUAACAGCGGCGGCCUCGACGAUCUGGCUGCCGACGUCGCCGAGCGCAUUGCCCCCACAUCACGCCUGUCUGUAGACGGUGCCCGCGGCCUGGGCAGCGUCUUUGGCUAUGCCACAAGCAAAUGGGCUCUAUGCUGCAUUGCCAUGGCUGUCAUCCUCAACCGGACUCACAUCUUCGCUGCUACCCGAAGACGCCUCCGUCUUCGAUGGCCUACCCGGCUUCUUCUCCGAUUCAUCCCUCUCAUCAUGCUCGUCUGGCAAGCUCGUCAGCUCCUUCAGUCCAUUCAGUGCCAGACUUCGUCAGACUUUGCCGAACUACGUUGGGGGAAUGCUAGCAAGAGCUCGGAUCUCAUGUUCUCGCAGACCAGCGUCUUCCUGAACACUCUCAGCUCCACUCUCCUGUUUUCCUCCACCGACGAGCAAUCUUGUCUUGCUGUUCACAUGAUACCUCCCGAAGAGACCGGCUCUGCCCGUGACCUAUCGGGCUCGUUAUCCCUCCUCUGGCCCCUUUUCGGGACUUUCUGCCUGAGCCAGUUUUUCGAGACUGUCUCUUGUGCAGUCCAGGGUCGGCCUGUUGCCCCCGAGACUGGCAUGACACUGUUUGAACAGUCCCUCGCAUUUGCCGAAGCCGACGCUGCCAUUAGUAACCAGCUGGGUUGGGGUCUGUUCUCGAAGACCCGGCCUGCCGACGAAGGAUCAUCAGCUCUUGGGAGCGCCAUCGCCUUGAGCCGGUCCAUGAUCAUGAAGCGAGUCAACACACCCCCAGAGGUUCUUCUGGUGGCCUUUCUUUCAGCCAUGACCCACAUAACCAGUCACAUCAUGGGCAUCCUCGACCUGCAAGCCAAGUAUCGACUUGUUAGCACUGGGUUUUGGGGACUCUGCUUCAUGGGUAGCAUCGUGUGGAGCGCCAUUUCUUUUGAUCUCGACGAUCCCUCCUCGCAAGGACUCCUGAGGUUCCCGACAGUCUGCAUUGUUGGCUUUGUGCCACAUGUUCUCGUCCUUAUUGGUAUCGCUAUGUGUCUGUCUAUUUACGGCCUGGCUUUACUCCUCUCUGCUCUGGCCCCUCCGGCAAACCAAGAUUCGGCGUCCCUGACCUUCCGUCAACGACUCGCCAUUGCCCAUGAAAAUAUGCAGGCCAAUGUAUCACUGUCGGAGAUCCGCAUCACUAGGGAGAUGGAUUUCUAUACGGCACUGCUCCGAACUGGCUUCGGCGCUAUCACCAUGGCAAGCGAGGCUGUCUACCUCAACGAAGAUCGAGGUGUGGGCCUGAAACGGCGCACUUGGCUCGAGGAGGAGCGAUUCAGAGAGGUUGAGGAGUUGCAAAGAAAGUUCCUCGGAAGUGGCUUACCAGACUCACGGUAUGACCAAGUUGGUGCUAUUGGCUUGAUCCCAGUGAAAGGGGGCCCGGCCAUUGCAUCUAAUGGGUACGCACGAGAACGUGCAGCACAGAAGAUUCCCAAGGGACGUAGCGAACGAGGCCUCCGCGUGGGUAUUGGGGCUUCCGAGAGGAGUUCACGGUGGCUCAUGGCAUUGGAGUUCCUACUGAGUAUCAACAAGCUCCUGGCCAGAUUGGGUGCUAAAUCCCUACUAUGGUGUCUUGGUGCCAUGCGCAUUCGAUACCAGCCAGCCUGGCUUCUCUGGCUUGCCCGGCACCCUAAGAGUAUGAAGAACCAGAAGAAGACCUCGACUCGGAGAGAGAGGCGAGACCAGAGUGGCCCACAGUUUGCAUAUAAUGACAACGGCCGAAUUCCGAGAACGGAUGGCACAGAUGUAGAGGCCGAGUUCAGACGAGUUGGUCGGAACCAGGACGAAGCAGAGCUAGAAAAAGACUUGUACUCAUACUGGUUGAAGGGAGGUUGGUGGGGUUCGACUGACACCAGCGGCGACUUUGAGCCCCAUCCAGAUGAUGAUGAUUUCGAUACGACAAGCGUUAUCUCUAUGUCGACGACGGCCGGUGAUACUGACGAGGAGGAUGGAUGGGAGUCGGAUGAUGACGAUGGGCAAAGAACCCCGACGCAGCGGUCACCACGAACGACUCGCGACAAUACACCAUUCGUCGAUAGCCCGAUGCAGAUAUCGGAUCUUGCUCGGCUGCUGCAUCCCACCAGCCCAGAAGAACGCGAAGAGGCCAGGACGCUCUCCGCCCAUCUCCAGAAUGACGGUAUUAUGACGCGGUCUAGGUUCCGACGGAUGGAGCAGCUACAGCGCACUCAGAUUCUGACGACGCCUGGGUCCGACCUGCUCCAGCCAGGGCGUCCCUCGGCGCUGCAGAGUCGCACCACCAAGUUGAGCCCGGACGAGGAAGAGCGGCUCUUGGAGCAGCUGCUCCUCUCGCAGCGGCGAGCAGUGCCUCCAGAUUCGGGGAACUCGACAUCGUGGGAGGACGGCGGCUCUGGAUUCGGGAGCGACGGGCCCCAGUGUGUUGUGUGCCAGAGUUCGCCGCGGACCAUCAUUGUCUGGCCUUGCCGCUGUCUCAGUCUUUGCGAUGACUGCCGCGUGUCCUUGGCCAUGAACAACUUUGACAAAUGCGUCUGUUGCCGCCGAGAGGUCAUCAGCUUCAGCCGCAUUUUCGUGCCCUAGCUAAUACGCAGCCAGCUAGGGAGUACUGCAUUUGGGGACGCUGGGGGUACGCUUGGGACGGGUAGUGAAACGAUAUCGGAACGAUGCAAUGGGGCCGUUUUUAAUUUAUUAUUUUCCAUUUCUUCACUUAAGGAGUUUGGUGGCACAUGUCCCCAUGAGAACUAGGAUGGCGAAGUGUUGAUGAUGGUCUGUCAUGACGCGCAAACACAUUGUUGAUAGUAGCAUUAAUCGGGGUUUUACAUAGCAGCCCAUUCCAGACUGAA